GUAGGAAAGACCAGGAAGGAACACAGAUGGCUAACUGGCUAGCUUGGGGCUAGCGUGUAGAAAUGAAACCACAUCUGGAAAAAGUCUGACUUUCGGCCCACGCACUAAUCGAGUACAGAGUCCCACCAUGGGUCAACACCGGAAAGCGGCAGCUGGGUGUAACUCAUCUCAGAGAAACUCUGGAGUUUCUGCAAACGCUUCCAGGCUCCACAGCGGGAGGCACAACAUCUGCAUGGUUUCUGACUUUUUCUAUCCAAACAUGGGAGGAGUAGAAAGUCACAUUUACCAGCUCUCCCAGUGUCUGAUUGAAAAGGGACACAAGGUGGUAAUUGUCACUCACGCCUACGGCAGGAGGAAGGGUGUCCGGUACCUGACCAAUGGACUGAAGGUUUACUACCUACCCCUGCAGGUGAUGUACAACCAGUCCACAGCCACCACCUGCUUCCACAGUCUCCCCCUGCUGCGCUGUGUGUUUGUCAGGGAGCGCAUCACCGUGGUGCAUGCACACAGCUCCUUCUCUGCCAUGGCCCAUGAUGCACUGUUCCAUGCCAAGACCAUGGGCCUCAACACAGUGUUCACCGACCACUCGCUCUUCGGCUUUGCUGACGUCAGCUCUGUCCUGACCAAUAAGCUUCUUACCGUUUCCCUAUGUGACACCAACCACAUUGUGUGCGUGUCCUACACCAGUAAGGAGAACACAGUUCUCCGCGCAGCACUCGACCCAGAGAUAGUGUCCGUUAUUCCCAACGCUGUUGACCCUACAGACUUCACACCAGACCCAUCACAGCGCAAUGAUGACAGGAUCACAAUUGUUGUCAUCAGCCGUCUCGUUUAUCGCAAAGGAAUUGAUCUUCUUGGUGGAAUAAUCCCAGAGCUGUGUCUCAAGCAUCCUUGCCUCCACUUCCUGAUUGGCGGAGAGGGACCAAAGAGAAUUGUUUUGGAGGAAGUGAGGGAGAAAUACCAACUACAUGACAGGGUGCGUCUGCUGGGCGCUCUGGAGCAUAAAGAUGUGCGCAGCGUUUUGGUUCAGGGUCACAUCUUCCUCAACACGUCGCUGACUGAAGCAUUCUGUAUGGCCAUCGUGGAGGGAGCCAGCUGUGGACUGCAGGUGGUUAGCACUCGUGUGGGGGGCAUUCCUGAGGUGUUACCUGAGGAUUUAAUUACCCUGUGUGAACCCAGCGUUCGAUCAUUGUGCGCCGGUCUGGAAACUGUCAUCGCUCGGCAGCAAUCAGGCAACCUCCCCUCACCCGCUUCCAUUCAUGCCCGUGUGCGAAACCUCUACACCUGGAGAAAUGUUGCAGAGCGGACAGAGAAAGUGUACGACAGAGUUGUCGAAGAGGAGGUUCUUCCCCUGGACAGACGGUUACGGAGGCUGAGGGCGCACUGCGGCCCCGUUGCUGGCUCCAUCUUUGCGUUUGUAGCGGUGUUGAACUUCCUCUUCCUGCUGCUCCUUCAGUGGCUGGUGCCAGAUGGGGUCAUAGAUCUCGCGGUCGAUGCCACUGGCCCUCACGGACUGUGGAGGCAGGAAAAGAGUAGCAAGAACGAUGGUCUUUCCUGACGUGCCACGAAGAAAGCAGCAGAAACCGAAAGUUAAUCGCAGUAACCUGUUACCUCUGACUCACUUCAGACUGCUUAUAUAAGUUUUGGUUGUGCUCUUUAUGGUGCCAACUGAAAUUUUGUUUACUCACCAAAAGGGAGCUUGCAGAAAAGACUCACACUUAGGAGGUUUUUAUAAAUAACUGGAAUUUGUGGCAGUACUUGAGAAUUUAUAAGCACUUUUUUAUAUGUUGUAUAGUGAACAGAGGGCGUAAAGGGCUGGCUGACUGUAAACUCACAGGGAAACAAAGCUGCAGUAAUUUAAAAGUUUUGUAAAUAAAAUACAUUGUUUUGUGAAGCAUGUGUCAGAGCAAAUUGUUUUAUCCUAUUUAAAUUCAUGAAUGCAACUCCUUUGUUUUAACAUGUUAGACGGAACAUACUUACAUCAAGCCUGGGUGUUUUUGUUCUUUCUGUUAAAACAAAU
Molecule: messenger RNA, 2020 nt
Organism: Archocentrus centrarchus (flier cichlid)
Lineage: Eukaryota; Metazoa; Chordata; Actinopteri; Cichliformes; Cichlidae
Gene: piga
Product: phosphatidylinositol glycan anchor biosynthesis, class A
Exons: 7
Coding region: 128-1558 (476 amino acids)
Biological process (GO): GPI anchor biosynthetic process
Cellular component (GO): glycosylphosphatidylinositol-N-acetylglucosaminyltransferase (GPI-GnT) complex
Molecular function (GO): phosphatidylinositol N-acetylglucosaminyltransferase activity
Source: RefSeq, a predicted model, not a curated record